CGCGCAGCAUCCUGGGAUACUGGCUGUCUCACGGCCUUAAGUGCGGGAGGAACAACGGCCGAGGUAGAUUCCGGGAGGUCGACGGCUGUAGUAACUGGACAAGUAGUUAGAAGAGCAGUAAGGGAGUUCCGUGAGAGUGCAGAAAGAAUAUUGCGGGCACACAGCCUACUAAGCCCCGGUUCUUCCCGUGAAUCGUGACUCUGUUUCCGAGGGACCGGUACAGAGGGUCACGAAUUCAGGAAUCGCCGAAACACAGCUGGUUAGGCCGCAGCCUUGGCCUCUACUGACAACAGUAUCCAUUUUUUUUUCUGAAGUAAAUGUGAUAAUAUCGUGUGGUAAGAAGCCAUGUCAGAUUUUCAGAGUUCAUGAUAAGAAAAUGAUGAAGGAAGUGACUGUAUGCCUUACUUUGGAAUUACCUCGGACUUUUGUUCCCUUGAGCAAGUUCGCUUUGGUGUACUUCGGACUCCAAAUGAGGCACAAGGAUGUGAUAUGAUUUAUGGUUUGCAGCCAUGCAUCUUAAGCCGUACCCAAAGCUACAAAAGAAAGAUGCAUCGCUUGAAUCAAGCCAAGAGGCACUCAGAGAGCUCCAUUCAAACCACCAUACAUCUGUAGGGGUUGAAAGAUGCCAAUCCACCUACAACAAACCAAUAUACUGUAAAUCCAUUGCUUUGGCAUCUCAUAUCAGCUUGUGGUGUCCAAGACCUUUUAAUUUCAUUUCUCAAAGUAAAAUGUGCAAUAUGAGGAAUCUAGCUGAUAAUGUUAGCUUUAAGGGAAGAAAGAAACCCAUGUCUGAAAACAUUCUGCCUCCUUCAAUUCAUCAGGAAGAAGGGGAGGCACAAUUGGAUAUUUGGGCAGUCAUAAAACCUGGUAACACAAAGGAGAAAAUUGCCUUCUUUGCAGCACAUCAGUGCAAUAACAGGACAAAUUCCAUGAAACUGAAAAGCAGUUGGGAUGCUGAGGUCACAACUGCUAAACGCAGAAGGAAAUCUAUUGAUCGAGAGAAAAUAAAAAUUCAACCAUUGAGAAAAGAUAGUGUAAAGGAUGUUGAUAGACGAUAUUUGUGUGCUGACCCACAAACAAUUAGUAACUAUGAUGAGAAUUCAUUUGUAAACAUUGAUAAACAAAAUGCUGAUGGACAUUACCAUAGCAGCUCUCUUUCUGUAGCAGAAAUGGUGGCUCUUCUAGAACAAAGGGCAAAUUCCCUUCUCCCUGACUGCAGCAAACCAUUUACAAAUGCCAAUGCUCACUUGCCGAAUAUUGUGCAUUCAAAGGGAGGGUCCCCAUUAGUAGAAGCCAUUUCGCACACAGGAUCUGAAUCUGAUGUAAGUCACAAAAAGUCCACUGAAAAUAAAAAACUACAGGGUGAAUAUGUUCGAGUUAUAGAAGUAAUAGCUAAACUUGAAUCUGAGUGCUUAAAAAAUCAACACAACAGAAAUGGAGAAGCUAGGAAUAAUAGCUUUCGAAGAGGGGUUGGGAGAGUUUUGUUGACUAAUCCUCACCUUUCAGAAGAAAGUGCCAAGAGUACAGGCAUAAUUCGAAACUCAGCUGGUGCACCCAGAGCAGUUGAUAACAUUGGGCAAAGCAAAGAACAAUGUAGUCACAUAAGCACAAGCUAUACUAAACCAUGCACUGAACCACAGGUUAAUGCUCCAUCUCUAGCUAUUAACUUUUCUGGUGUGGUAUUGAAUCUCUCUUCUAAAGAGACUUCAUUAACCCACAAGGAAACAACAUCAUUGCCAAACAGUACAAGAGAACAUUUUAAUAGUGAUGUUGAGACAUCAGUGGAGUCCUGUAAUACCCCAUCACUGUGUUGGGAAAUGGACAAUAAGUUUGUAUCAAACUUUACUUUACCGGAGAGUGGUAUGGGUGAAUAUGCAAAUAACUUUAUUGUCAAUGAGUUAGAGUCUUGUGUGGUGGAUAGGAAUAUGGUUAUGAGGGUCAAGGAAGCAACAGAAUGUACGUCAGUGACUAAACUAAAGUCUGAGGAACCCCUUCCUGGAAAACUAUUUUUCUCACUUGAACAGUCCCACUUGGAAAACUUGGAUUCAAUUGAAAAUACUACUGAGGAAAUCUUGGAUAUUGCACGUUGCAGGGAUGACUUUCUGAUUGCUGAAAACAGAACAUUGAACAGAAGUUGUUCAGAAGCAAAUCAGAGCAGUUCUUGCACACCUUUUGGAACUAUGUGCCCUUCAUUAACUGAGCCCUUUCCUCUAAGAAGGCAAGUAUCUCACGAGUUCUUAGAAACUCGCUUCAAAAUUCAACAGCUUCUUGAGCCUCGGCAAUACAUGGCCUUUUUACCACACCACAUCAUGGUGAAGAUUUUCAUGUUCCUUCCUACUAAAUCCCUGGCAGCUCUCAAAUGCACGUGCCAUUAUUUUAAGUUUAUUAUAGAAAACUAUGACAUUAGAGCAACAGAUUCACGUUGGGUCUGUGACCCACGAUACAGAGAUGAUCCAUGCAAGCAAUGUAAAAAGCAUUAUACAAAAGGGGAUGUGUCAGCAUGUCGGUGGCAUUCAAAACCUUAUUAUAAAGUUCCACCCUAUGGGCGUUCCUACUGGAUGUGUUGUUGGCAGACAGAAAAAGAUUCACUAGGCUGUAAAAUUGGGCUUCAUGAUAAUAACUGGGUGCAGUCUCAUAAUCAUGUGCAACAAAUAUGUGAAAAGGUAAAGAAUGGAGAAGGAAUAUGACAUUUUAAAAAAAAAAAGUGAAUUUGGUUCAGUAUGACUGGGGAUAUAAAAUGUUGUUAUUGAAUUGUUUGCUUCCUGUAGAAAUUGGAAUAUUUUAUUGGUUCUGCACUGUUUACAUUGUACAGUAUGAACAUAUUAGCUUAUGUGAAUCUGCAUGAACCAAACUGCAGCAGCCAGUAGCUGUGAGAACUGCAGUAUUUGCUCUAUCAUGUGUUUGAUUUACGAUAAUAUUGUACUGUUAAUGUAGCUGGCACAGCAACAAACCACUACAAUGCAGCAGUGUUGCAGUUAGUCUGUUUUAAGAAAUGGUCUUUCUUUUGAAUAGAUUGUAUAUUCUACCUAAAAUUACAUUUAAGUGCAAAAAUAUUGGCAUGGAAAUGAAUAAAUAUAAACAAGAUUGGCCACUUAAGAUCUGAGAAUUAUGAUGAGCAAGUGUUGCUAAACAAUGUUAGAGCAAGUACAAAAAAAAUAGCAGCACUGCAGAAUUACAGGUUAUGCAAAAUGAAAACUGGUUGAAAAUUAAUUGCAUUACUUGAAUUGCCACUGUCAGUGUAUAGCAAUGCUUACUUUGGUUUAAUGAGUCUCAGAUCUUUGGGGGAGGGGUUUACUGCUCUUAAAGGUUUGGUGAUAUAUAUGGAGUUAUAUGAACUAUUGUAUAGUGAUCAUUUUAGUGGAUGUUUUAAUAGGAUUUAUCAAUUUUGUGUUAAAGCAUAUAACUCAACUGUACAUCAAAAAUAAAAUUCAUUGUGCCAUGGCAAACAAUUCUUUGGUCCAAUUGAUAUAACUCAAUCAUAAUUGAAAUCUUGUUUGCUGACAAGAAAUAAAUAUUUUAAACAAAGCUUUCCACACAACAAAUCUAACUCAAUGUAUGCCUAGGUAUAUAAAGUGCUGUGGAAGGGAAGGAAAUUGGGUUCUCAUCCUAUAUAUAUCAAGAAUAGGCCGUGUUUAAAUCCAAACACGUAAUAAAUUACCAGGUUUUAAUAUUAAUACUUGAGCUUUAGCACCGAAUUUAAAACUUGAAUCUGUUUUUGUUUUGAGUUCCAGUCAAAAGUCCUGUUCCAACUUGACUUUAAAAAGAUUAGUUUUAUUUUUAUUGUUUAUCUUUGCUUAUCUCAAAUGUAAAAGCAAAGUAAAUCCUCUCAUUGAUUUAGUGGUUAAAAUAAUGUGUCAAAACCUUUUUUUACGUAUAUUUGUGAUUUAAUAUCUGAUCUCCAGUGUUUCCCUUGAAAGGGAAGAGAACUUGAUGAAAAUAAGACUCAAUCCAAGUCCUGGUAUGAAUAACUAUUUAUUUUUCUUAAGUCUUUAUAUAAAUGGAAUUUUAUUUUCAUAGAAUUAUACUUGUUGCAUUAAUAAAAAUUCCCAAAUUUCUGAAACAGUUGAAGUUAAAGGCUAAAACUGUAAAUAUUCACCAGGCCAUGCUCAGCAGAAGGAAGGAAAAUGGAGUUCUGAAAAUGAAUACUUUAUUCCUUUCUUCAUGGAUACUCCUGUUUGGACUAUGCUUCUCCUCCCGUUCUAUAGUUUGAUUUUUUUUUUACUUGUGGAUAAUCCCAAGACCGAAUGUAAGAAUGCUGUAGAGAUAUUAAUUUUGUAAUAUAAAUGUUUAAAGUGCUUUUAAUACUGCCUUUGCAAGCUUGGAGUACACAUUUACAUAUUUGUACAAUUAUGUUAUUGGGACUAGGAUUUUUAUUUUUGCAUUGAUAUUGUCUAAGUAUUCCCCUUUAAAUUUCAUUUCUUGUAAAUGUAUUGCAUCUUUGUUUUUCUUUUAUUCUCACUGCACUCAUUCAUAUAGUGCCUAAAAUGUUCAUCUGUUGCCUACUUAAUUCUGCAUAACCUGUAACACUGCAUAUAGCUUUGCUUUAGAAUAUAUUUUAUUUCCACUAAACUUGCUGCUUGCUCUGAAUCUCCAUUUACAAGGGAGCACAAUUAUCAAGCUACUGUUUCUGUGUAUCUUGUACAUUACUUGCAAUUUUCUAUAAGCUUAAAAAUGUUGUAAAAUUAAUAAAAUGGAACAUUAAUAGAAAAUGUACUGGUUGUAAAUGUUUGGUACCGAAUUUUGAAAUUCAUUAUAUCUCAUUUUCUGCAUUAGAACUUUAAAAAAUAUAUAUUAUGUUGGAAGCCA
Molecule: messenger RNA, 4806 nt
Organism: Hypanus sabinus (Atlantic stingray)
Lineage: Eukaryota; Metazoa; Chordata; Chondrichthyes; Myliobatiformes; Dasyatidae
Product: F-box only protein 34-like
Exons: 5
Coding region: 510-2687 (725 amino acids)
Molecular function (GO): protein binding
Source: RefSeq, a predicted model, not a curated record